CUAACUUCACACAGGUUCAGACACCUGAGAUAGCGAACGACAAAACUGCGGUAAUAAAAACAAAACACAUUCGGAUCAGGAGAGUAGAGAGGCUGCGUACUGUUGCGUCAAAAUAACAGCACAUUUUGCAGAAUCGGAAAAAACCGACCAUUUAUUUCACGGUUAAACCCCCCCUGAAGAUCCUCAUAACCCCCAGUGUGUGAUUACAAAGGGGGCCGACGAGGUUCAAUUCCAAGCUGCUUUAGUUGAGUCUUCAGACUCCCAAUUUUUUUUUUAUGUGUCUUGAGUGAAAAUAAGGAAAACAUGACGGAGGUAAGGAAGAGAGGAGGAAAAGGAGGAGAUCCCGACAGCGUUAGUGACAAGGAGGCAGAUGGAGAGGACAGACUGGGUCUGCCUGGUGAGGCCGGAGGAGACGGCGAAUAUAAAGCAGACACCCCAUCCGUUCCUCCCUCCACAGCAGACAACACUCCACAGUUCCUCAAAGAGGCCGUGGAAGGCCUCAACCCCAGGUGGAAGAACUGCUGUAUACGAGGGGUUCUAUCCAUGGCCAUGAUAUCAGGAUUCUUCAUGAUGAUCUACCUGGGACCUAUCAUGCUCAUAGUAGUGGUGAUGACCAUCCAGAUCAAGUGUUUUCAGGAGAUCAUAGAUAUCGGCUACAGAGUCUACCAUUCCUACGAGCUGCCCUGGUUCAGGACACUCAGCUGGUACUUCCUGGUUUGUGUGAACUACUUCUUCUAUGGUGAGACAUUGGCGGAGUACUUUGGUGCGUUGGUGCAGAGAGAAGAACCGCUCCAGUUCCUGGUCCGAUACCAUAGAUUUAUCUCCUUCGCUGUCUACCUGGCAGGUUUCUGCAUGUUUGUUCUGAGUUUAGUGAAGAAGCAUUACCGCCUGCAGUUUUACAUGUUUGCGUGGACCCAUGUUACCCUACUGAUAGUGGUGACUCAGUCUCACUUGGUCAUCCAGAACCUGUUUGAAGGAAUGAUCUGGUUCCUCGUCCCUGUCUCCAUAGUGAUCUGCAAUGACAUCAUGGCCUACCUGUUUGGUUUCUUCUUUGGCAGAACACCACUCAUUAAGCUGUCUCCCAAGAAGACGUGGGAGGGAUUCAUAGGAGGGUUCUUUGGAACCCUGGUCUUUGGAUUCAUACUGGCAUACCUGCUAGCUCAGUUCCAGUACUUUGUCUGUCCCGUGGAAUACAACAGUGAGACCAACCGUUUCACUGCGGAGUGUGAACCCUCGGACAUUUUCGUGAUGCACGAGUACACAUUGCCCUUCACUGUCCAGAGCAUCCUCAGAUGGAAAACGGUGACCAUCUACCCAUACCAGAUCCACAGCGUGGCUCUCUCCACCUUCGGCUCUCUCAUUGGUCCUUUUGGAGGAUUCUUCGCCAGCGGAUUCAAACGAGCGUUCAAGAUUAAAGACUUUGCAGACACCAUCCCUGGUCACGGGGGCAUCAUGGAUCGCUUCGACUGUCAGUAUCUGAUGGCUACCUUCACUCACGUUUACAUAGCCAGCUUCAUCAGAGGUCCCAACCCCAGCAAGGUGUUACAGCAGCUGUUGGUCCUGCAGCCAGAGCAGCAGCUCAGUAUCUUCAACGCCAUGAGAGACCGCCUGAGAGACAGGGGAAUACUGCCCCCUGCUGCCACGGAGGCGAUGUAGAACACACACGCAAGAGGGGGAGAGAGUGUGUGUGUGUGUGUGUGUGUGUGUGUGUGUGUGUGUGUGUGUGUGUGUGUGUGUGUGUGUGUGUGUGUGUGUGUGUGUGUGUGUGUGUGUGUGUGUGUGUGUGUGUGUGUGUGUGAGAGGAAGAGUUUGGCUGUGUGUGUGUGUCUGAGAGAGUGUUUUUGGCUGCUUGUGUGUGGCCUGCACCUUCUUCCAGACACUCAUCCCUCAUCUGCCCAGCGUCUGUUUGUUUUUCUUUUCUUGUUUCUAACCAGUCAUUACUGUGAACUAAGAUGUUGCUCCCAGCAUCACGGAGUUACCAAUAACAGCAGCCACAACAACAUGUUCAGACUGUCAUAGCAACCACUGGGACCUGCAUGAGUACCUAACU
Oncorhynchus keta (chum salmon) is the source of this 2050-nucleotide messenger RNA. RefSeq names its product phosphatidate cytidylyltransferase 1-like. The record is from RefSeq and is a predicted model, not a curated record. Gene Ontology annotation, molecular function: phosphatidate cytidylyltransferase activity. Gene Ontology annotation, cellular component: endoplasmic reticulum membrane. Lineage: Eukaryota; Metazoa; Chordata; Actinopteri; Salmoniformes; Salmonidae. Bases 304 to 1656 code for a protein of 450 amino acids. The transcript is spliced from 13 exons.